This is a messenger RNA of Dioszegia hungarica, 1563 nucleotides long. Its product is annotated as putative aromatic-L-amino-acid decarboxylase. Bases 1 to 1563 code for a protein of 520 amino acids. Gene Ontology annotation, biological process: amino acid metabolic process. NCBI's taxonomy places the organism in Eukaryota, Fungi, Basidiomycota, Tremellomycetes, Tremellales, Bulleribasidiaceae. The record is from RefSeq and is a predicted model, not a curated record. The transcript has 11 exons. Gene Ontology annotation, molecular function: pyridoxal phosphate binding; carboxy-lyase activity.
AUGGACAUUGAAGGAUUUCGCAGAGCAGGCUACGCCGCUGUCGACGCUGUAUGCGACUACUAUACCAAUCUCUCCAAGAAGACCGUCAGGGCUCAAGUCUUGCCAGGGUACCUAAUCGACCAGCUCCCCCGCGAGGCGCCAAAGACUGAUGAAGACUUUGCCCUCGUCCAAUCCGACUUCGAAUCCCUCAUCCUCCCCGGCAUCACCAACUGGCAGCACGGCAAGUUCAUGGCGUAUUUUCCAGGUAUCAGCACCUUCGAAUCGAUGAUUGCCGAUCUCUACGCCACGAGCGUCUCCAACCCCGGCUUCAACUGGGUCUGCUCGCCCGCAUGUACAGAGCUCGAGCAGGUCAUGAUGGACUGGAUGGCCAAGCUGUUUGGACUGGGCAAGAUGUUCCAUAUCGAGUCGGGUAAGGGAGGAGGGGUUAUUUUGAACUCGGCAUCCGAGGCGGUCUUGACGGCGGCGGUAGCAGCUCGCGAGACGGCGCUACGAUACCUGGCGACUACCGAACCGGGGUCCACACUGUCGGGCGACGGCUUUGAUAUCCCGGACGAUAUCCGCGCAAAGUACAGCUCCAAGCUCGUCAUGUAUGGCAGUACCCAUACCCACUCACUAGGUCAAAAGGCCGCUCUUAUCUUUGGCUUGACUUUCCGGGCUGUACCAGUUUCCACGGCGGACAAGUACGCGUUAAGGGGAGAUGCUUUGCAAGAGGUCAUCGAUCAGGAUAUCAAGGAUGGGCUGAUCCCGUUUUUCGUCAUCGCGACAGUAGGGACUACCUCCACUGGAACUGUAGACCGCAUCGACGAGAUUGGCGCAGUCUUGGCCGAGUACAAUACCAUUUCGCUUCAUAUCGACGCUGCGUGGGCUGGGGUCGCCCUAGCUCUGGAGGAUCAACGCGGCUAUCUCAGACUGGCCGAUAUCAACCGCUACGCCACCUCGUUCUGCACCAACAUGCACAAGUGGGGAUUGGUCGCGCUUGACUGCACCCUCUUCUUUGUUCGGAAUCGCAAGGUCCUCAAUCUCGCCCUCGAUGCUACGCCUGCGUAUCUUCGGUACAAGGAAGCGGAGACAGGUGCGGUCAUUGACUAUCGAAACUGGCAGCUCGCGCUCGGGCGGCGCUUCAGAAGUAUCAAGGUGUGGUUCGUCAUGCGCAGCUAUGGGGUCAAGGGCUUCCAGGAUCACCUUCGAGUGGGAAUCGAUCACUGCCAACAACUCUCAAAGCUCAUCAUCGCCUCCCCCUCUUUCGAGCUCGUCACGGCCCCCUCCCUUGCCCUACUCACUUUCCGCCUCGGAGGUGCCGCCAUACCGGCCGACACUCUCCCGGCCGAGCGCAACCUACUCAACACACUUCUCAACGUCCGUCUCAACGCACGGUACGAUGUCUUUCUCACGCAGACAUUGCUGCCGAGCACAGAUGAGGAGGAUGUGUUCUGCAUACGGGUAGCGCUAGGCGGAAGGCGGACGACGAUGCGGGAUGUGGAGGAGGUGUGGGCGGUGGUUGUGGAGGAAGGAGAGGAGGUUCUACGGGAGUGGACGAAGACAAGUGGCGCUGCGUGGGCUUGA